Sturnus vulgaris (Common starling) is the source of this 2472-nucleotide messenger RNA. RefSeq names its product EYA transcriptional coactivator and phosphatase 3 (gene EYA3). Lineage: Eukaryota; Metazoa; Chordata; Aves; Passeriformes; Sturnidae. Gene Ontology annotation, biological process: negative regulation of extrinsic apoptotic signaling pathway in absence of ligand; multicellular organism development; positive regulation of DNA repair. The record is from RefSeq and is a predicted model, not a curated record. Gene Ontology annotation, cellular component: nucleus. Gene Ontology annotation, molecular function: protein tyrosine phosphatase activity.
GCCAUGUCCGCUGCGGGCCCCGGGCCCGGCUCCGGAGCCGCCUCUCGUUUUGUCUGUUGUGGAUUAUCUUAAACUCCGGAAGCUGAAUAAGGGCUUGAAGACUGCUGAGGAACACACGAUUUGAAUCAUUAAAGCAUUAAAAUAGUAAUACCCAUGGAAGAGCCACAAGACUUACCCGAACAACCAGUGAAAAAAGCUAAGAUGCAGGAAUCUGGAGAACAGAGCCUGAGUCAUGUGAGCAGCACAGAGGUCAGCGAUCAGAAAACUGAAUCUUCAAACCUUGGUUCAGACCUUCCCAUGUCCAGUGAGAUUAUGACAUGCACUGAUUAUAUCCCAAGGUCAUCAAAUGAUUAUACCUCACAAAUGUAUUCUGCAAAGCCAUAUGCACAUAUCCUUUCUGUACCAGUAUCGGAAACAAUGAGCCCUUACCCCGGUCAGCCUCAGUACCAAGCACUACAGCAGUCCCAGCCCUACACCAUCUACCCCCAGACCUCCCAGACCUACGGACUACCUCCUUUCGGUGCACUGUGGCCAGGUAUGAAACCUGAAAGUGGUUUAAUUCAGACUCCAUCUACAAGUCAGCACAGUGUUCUUACCUGCACUACAGGGUUAACCACAAGCCAGCCCAGCCCAGCACAUUAUUCUUAUUCCAUUGAAGCAUCAACUACCAAUGCCAGUCCAGUCUCUACAUCCUCAACUGUUGUCAAUAUUUCCACAUCAGCAGUAGCCAGUAUCUCACAGGACUAUCCUACGUACACGAUCCUUGGCCAGAGUCAGUACCAGACCUGUUACCCGAGCUCAGGCUUUGGAGUGGUGCCACCAGCAGACAGCAACACGGAGAGCUUGGCAUUAGCCACCACCACGUACCCAGAGGAGAAACCAAAUGCCCUGGUGGCAGCACAGGCAGUGCAGAGACCUCCCUCGGGAGAUGCAUCCACAAGUCCUUUGCUACCAAGAGCGACAGCAAGUAAAGAGUUAGAUGAGCAAGCAAGAAAAAACAUCCCUGGAAAGAACAGAGGGAAGAGGAAAGCAGAUACCUCUUCCUCACAGGACAGUGAACUGGAGCGAGUGUUUCUCUGGGACCUGGAUGAGACCAUCAUCAUCUUCCAUUCUCUUCUCACAGGGUCUUAUGCUCAAAAAUAUGGCAAGGAUCCAACUCUGGUGAUUGGCUCAGGUCUGUCCAUGGAGGAGAUGAUUUUUGAAGUUGCUGAUACUCAUUUGUUUUUCAAUGACUUGGAGGAGUGUGACCAGGUACACAUAGAAGAUGUGGCAUCUGAUGACAAUGGCCAAGAUCUAAGCAACUACAACUUCUCCACGGAUGGCUUCAGUGGCUCUGGAAGCAAUGCAAACCACAGCUCGUCCGUGGGUGUGCAGGGAGUGGACUGGAUGAGGAAAUUGGCCUUCCGCUACCGCAGGGUACGCGAGAUCUACAACAAAUACAAAACUAACGUUGGAGGCCUGCUCAGCCCACAGAAGAGGGAAGCUCUGCAGCGACUGAGGACCGACAUCAAAGUGCUGACAGAUUCCUGGCUGGAAACUGCAUUGAAAUCCCUGCUGCUCAUCCAGUCCAGAAAAAACUGUGAGAACAUCCUGAUCACUACUACCCAACUGAUGCCAGCUCUUGCCAAAGUUCUUCUGUAUGGAUUGGGCGAGGUGUUUCCCAUUGAAAAUAUUUACAGUGCUACAAAAAUAGGUAAAGAGAGCUGCUUUGAGAGGAUCGUGUCACGGUUUGGAAAGAAGGUCACUUACGUGGUGAUUGGAGAUGGGCGUGAUGAGGAGGUGGCAGCCAAGCAGCACAACAUGCCAUUCUGGAGGAUCACAAAUCACGCUGACCUCGUGUCCCUUCACCAAGCCCUUGAGUUAGACUUCCUGUAAGAAGUUGGAGCAAAGACAUGACGACAGCUCCCACAAGCCCUCUCCAUUACUGGGGGGGCAGAAAUCUCACAUGUUUGGGGACUCACUUUUCAGCUUGAUGAAGAAAACAUACCUAAUGCAAACUGUACAGUGGAAUAUGACAGCAGGUCGUUCCUUGGGAGCAUGGGCCCUGCCAAGCCCAGGGGUGUCCUGUAAGGAAGCCCUAGACUCAGCAGAGCUAGAGCUUGUCUGCAGAAGGGACUUACAGAGCCAGCUGAAUGCCUCUGGCAGCUGUCUCCAGAGGGAGGGGCCAUAAAACAGCAGAUUUAUUUGUAAGAGCCUUCUCCUUUCUAUUCAGCUUAGUUGUAGAACCCAAGAAAACACAAAACUUUAUUUUUAUAGGAAAACGCUGAUGGCAGAGCUUAAACCUCCCUUGUUUUGCAAAGCCGAAGAGCUAUGGUUUUUUUCAUAGGAAAUAUUAAUGAAAAUGUCAAAAAUACCUCUAUUGCUGUAAAAUGUGUCCUCUCUCCUUCCCUGGGUGUUGAAAACAGUUAAUUUAUUACAAUGUCCUAUUGUUAUUUCCUCCAUGUGGGAUGACUGGAAAAUAUAAAGGUAAGG